This is a messenger RNA of Pseudomassariella vexata, 1440 nucleotides long. Its product is annotated as glycolipid 2-alpha-mannosyltransferase. Lineage: Eukaryota; Fungi; Ascomycota; Sordariomycetes; Amphisphaeriales; Pseudomassariaceae. Gene Ontology annotation, biological process: protein N-linked glycosylation; cell wall mannoprotein biosynthetic process. The record is from RefSeq and is a predicted model, not a curated record. The coding region runs from base 1 to 1440 and encodes 479 amino acids. The transcript is spliced from 3 exons. Gene Ontology annotation, molecular function: alpha-1,2-mannosyltransferase activity. Gene Ontology annotation, cellular component: Golgi apparatus; membrane.
AUGUUACAGAGUCUUCUCCGGCCAGUACGCCGCCUAUCUUUGUGGCUCGUCGUGCCAAUUACUGCAGCAUUAUUCCUCGAAGUGUGCCUACACCUGUACUACUACCACGUCCCGAUUCCCGAUCAUGAGCUCGACACCCCGUUCUUUACUUCCUGUCAAGAGCCCGACCUCAGUCCGAGCACGCCACGGGAGAAUGCCGUGCUGGUCAUGCUAGCCCGUAACUCGGAACUUAAAAAGGCCAAGAUCACCAUCGAGAGUAUCGAGCGCUCUUUCAAUCGCUGGUACAAUUACCCGAUCGUGUUUUUGAACGAUGAACCAUGGAGCCAGGAGUUCGUACGGCAGCUCAACGAGACGAGCAAGGGAAAGGCGUCAUUUGAGGUUAUACCGAAGGGUCAAUGGACAUUUCCGGAGUGGGUUGAUGCGGAAUCGGCCAGGCAGAGUAUGAAACAACAGGGGCAACGGGGGAUCCCCCAUGGUGGUGAUGAGGGUACCAUCAUAUGUGCCGGUUUUACUCUGGAAUUCUACCAAUUGGAAGCCCUCAAGAAGUACAAGUGGUACUGGCGGCUCGAGCCGGAUGUCGAGUUCUCCUGCUCUAUAACGUACGACCCGUUUGUACAGAUGGCGAAGAACAAGCAUGUGUACGGGUUUACCAUUGCGCUAUGGGAAGUAGGGACCACCUGUCCGUCCCUCUUUCGAAAUGUCGUCAACUGGAUGGAACAGCACGAAAUCAAACCCAGCGAUCUCUGGAAGGCUACUAUGGAGGGCUCUUGGAUGCCGUACCCGUUCCGCAAGUUGAUGAGUCUCCUGCCUCAUCGCGAUCGCCGUGGAGAUGCCUGGAGUCUCUGUCAUUAUUGGAGCAAUUUCGAGAUCGCCGACAUGGAUUUCUUCCGCAGCCGGCAGUACCAAACCCUUUUCGAAUACCUGGAUGGAAAAGAAGGGUUUUAUUAUGAACGCUGGGGAGACGCCGCAGUGCACUCACUCGCCGUAGCCAUGCUCCUCAAACCCGAAAAGGUCCACCACUUCGAGGAUUUCGGCUACAGGCACGGCAAUUUCUACCAGUGCCCGGCUAACGCCCCCGGCGGCCAGUUGCCCGAGUCAGAACGAUUGGGCAAAGCUACGCUACCCAAAGGCAACCCCGAAGUUGAAGGGGGCAUCGGCUGCCGGUGCCAAUGUGAUCGUCGGCCACAUGGCGGGCGGAACUUUUCGGGAUAUUGUAUGACGCUCCAGCAGCCUAAUAGUCGCGAGAGGCCGUGGCUCGCGUGGUUUCUCCAGGACAGAUCCAUGUGGCGGGUGCGGGUCUUGGUCUUUGGAGCUGUUUGCGGUUGUGCGGUUCUGGGGGUCAGGUGUUGGCUGUCUAGAUGGAGCAGGCGGAUCAUCAUCGGGGUGGUGGUGAUGCUGGGUUUGGCGGUGUUCUUGAACACCAUGUCCAGGAUUAUGUAA